ACCUAGAUAAAAAUGAUGCUCCAAGCAUUCUUUUAGAUAAAGAUCCAAGCCUCUCGGGCUUUACUCUUUGUGUUAAUGAAGGUGACUAGCUAAAGAUCUCAUUUCAGAGGUGAGUUUUGAACCAAAUAAUCACAGACCAUUAAGAGCUUCAACCAGAAGCUGAAGAAGAGGUUCAGGCAUACAGUCACAGAAGAACCAUGGAUAAAAGCUACGUAAUGGCCAAGUAUGGACUGGAGUCCAAAGAAAUGCUAACAUCCAGAAAUAAAGACUGCUGGUAUUAUCUGAAAUACUUUUUCCUCUUCACUUCCCUCAUCCAGUUCCUCAUCAUCUUGGGACUGGUGCUCUUCAUGGUUUAUGGCAAUGCUCAUGCUUUCACAGAGGCCAGACUGAGUGAUGUAGAAAAACUCAACAGUAAACUAUUGGGGGAUCUCAAAACACAGGAGAGACACAUCCAACAGAUGACCCUUAACAUUUCCCGUCUCGAGAAGGAGAGGAAUUUUUUCUAUAAUAUGUUAGAAUUCAAAAAGAGAGAGGUGAACACCUUGAACUCUACCCUGGCUUUAAAGAACGCAAAAAUUAUUGAACUAACUACACUGAGUUCAAAGAUUCUACAAACACUUCCACCAAAGUGUGAAAACUGUAAAGAACGUAUUGACAGGCUGAACAAUUCCUGCAUUGUUGAAAAAUUAAUAGCUCAAAAUGAAAAAGAUCGUCUUAUGUCAGACCUAAGAAGUCAGAAGGAAGACUGCAACAAAACUGUAGGUUAUGUCCGUAUUAAAAUGAAUCAAGCUGAAACUGAAAAAGAAAAAUUCCUUCAGCAGUCCAAGGUGUUGACUAAUGAGAAAACUGAUCUAAUAGCUCAGAUGGACCUAUUCAAGAGUUCUUGCACAACUAUUGAAAAUAAGUUUAAGAUUGAACUUGAGAACCUGAAACAAAGCUUUGAAACUUCCAUCAGAUUACACUUACCAGAUUCGCUGGGCCUGAAUUAUCAACAGCAACAACUCGAGACCAUUCUACGGGUGUGUAGGCCCCUGCCUGACCAAAUCAGCAUUAGAAUAGACCAAGCUCUAACUCGUUUGAGGCAGGACAUCAUUGCCACCAUGCAAGAGAACAGCAACCUGAAAGUCAGCAAACAGCGGAGCAAUGAAGACCUUAAGAAAUGUGGCCAAGAGAAAGAAGAUCUUUCCAAGUUGAAGGCAGAUGAGUUGGACAAAGUGCAAAAGACCUCUGAAACCAAUUUAAUGACGGCAAACGAUGAGAAACGUAGGUUGAAGUUAGAGAAAGAUGAGGCAGAAAGAAACCUGAAAGACUCACAAGAUUCUCUGUCAAGAACCAGUCUGCAGUUGGUAUCAUGCAUGGAAACUGUUCAGAGUUGCCAAAAAAAUAUACCAAGUCCUGGAAUAAACAUGGGUAUUAAACCCAACCUUGAAGUUAAAAGACAGUGACCUAAAACUUAAAUGCUAUAUCUACGUGCUGAAUGUGACCCUCUACAAAGACCUUCACCCAAUUCAUACAUUAAUGACAAAAGACUCAAGAUUUGUGUUUACCCAUAUGGCAAAGCAUUACAUUCUUUAAUAAUGUAAACAGGCUGAAAACUUUGGAAUAAUGAUGUAUAUAUUUUGUUAAUGCACUGUAAGAAGUAGGUCCUGUAUGUCUAUUCUGCGUAAAGUAAAAUCACAGUCAAACGGGCAGGUAAUAAAUUCCCAUAAUGAUUCAGUUCUUCACUUAACCUAUUUUUUUUUUUCAAAGGCGCUAACUCAUGGAUAGGCAACCAUAAGCACUCCACUUGCGGCGGGCAUCUCCUAUAAUGCUGUUAAAGCCAUAGGCUUGCAAAGCAUCAGGGGAGAUGUAGUCCACAACAUCUGGAUUGCUAAAGGUUGCCUACUUCUACUCUAAGUAAUUGUAUACAUUCAAAUAUGGACAUGAACUAGUCUGACAUAUGUGUAUCUACUAUAUGUAUCAGUUUGAUUAAAUUAGAUCCACAAUAUCAUGGAUUAAUGAAAAAAUAUUUAUUUUUUUUACACAAAAAAAUUUGCGUUUAAUCUUUGAUAAGAUAAAACCAAUCACAGACCUGUAACUUCCUGACAAUGCACAUAUUAUUGAAUAACUCUGUUAGAUAUGUUUAUAUCAAUGAUCUGCACCAAGCUGUCGUGACACAGUGUGAAAAUGACACCAUGGUGUAUCGCCCAGAUUCUGUCAUUAUCAGAGAAGUCCCACCAUGCAUCAUUUGCCAAGAACAUGAGAACAAUGAGUGUCCCUGUGAUGACUAGUCCGACAGCUUAUUUCCCUAAUUAUAUUAUUAACUGUUUACUUAAUCUUUGUGGAUAUUUUGUGUUCCUCUGAUAAAUGGAGACGUUUGUUCAGGAAACCCCUGUUUUUUUUGCUUCUUGUGCCAUUUCUAUUUUCCUUAAGAGGCUAUAUAAACACACGCAUAUUCUUCCUUUUAUAAAUAUUUCUGUGCUGUGACGGAAGCUGAAAAUAAAUUUUAUGGUUCGCUGUAA
Messenger RNA from Pelobates fuscus (common spadefoot toad), 2501 nucleotides. RefSeq names its product plasmalemma vesicle associated protein (gene PLVAP). Gene Ontology annotation, biological process: positive regulation of cellular extravasation; regulation of vascular permeability. The transcript is spliced from 5 exons. The record is from RefSeq and is a predicted model, not a curated record. The coding region runs from base 198 to 1445 and encodes 415 amino acids. Lineage: Eukaryota; Metazoa; Chordata; Amphibia; Anura; Pelobatidae.